CAGAGGCCACCAAAGGCUCGCGCGGCGCAGCGCCCUCCGGAAGCGGCAGCGACGCCCUCGCAACCAUUCGGCCGUUUCGCGGUUAGUGGUGAUGCUUUGUUUAGGGGGCUUUUUUUUUCGCGGGCGCUCCAAAGGCUGCAAGCUGGACGCGCGGGCAGGCGUGGUCGCCCCUCGUUAAGGUUGACAGAUGAAGAUUGCCUGAGUGAUUUGCUUCUGCUACGUGCAGGCUGGCCUUAGUCACCCGUGGCCCUAGACCGCGUUGGGCGACGUGGGAUGGGCUUGCGACGAUUUUGGCCGCUCCUCUCCUCGUCGACACCUCGCACCACUGCCUUUGCAUCCUCUGCUUGUCUCUUGUGCCCCAAACGCAUUCCUCUCGCAGGGCCGAUCAGCAAUUUGCCGUCCGCCGCCCGUGCAUUCCUGCCCGUUCCUAAACGAGAGAAGGCUCACUUUGAAACCGACAAACUUCACGUCCUCCACGCCCGACACCCCAACACCACCCGCCAACUCCACCCGCUGCCGCCCAACGUGCUGCGAAGUCUCUCUAUCUGCCUCUCGGCCCCGCACGCUCAAGCUCCUCUGCUCUGCCUGCCGCCGUCUCUCCUGUGCGACCUGCCCUGCCCUGCUGCAGCCGCGACCCUGCUUGGCGGUGAAAUACGACUCGUUCGACCGAGCCACGACCUACGACAACAGCCUCUGCUGAACGCUGACAGCGCAACAACCAGCCGUUGCAGAGCCUUUCCCCGCCGCCGCACGCUUUUCCCCAGCCGACGCGGAUUGCACGCAGCCCUCUGGUACCCGUGCGAAGUCGCGUGAUUCCGCCAUCGCCACAGGGCGACUUUCUGAGGGGCUCGUAGCCAUUACACGCAUACCGUCUCCUGCUCUGUUCUAAACCACCUCCAAAGCACCGCUUGUGUUUGCUGGAGUCGGGGUUUCCCAGGGCCGUCGGUGAGUUUUUUUUUCUUCAAUUUUUUCGCGAGUCACAGAUUCGCCCGCGCUCUCCACCCUUCUUCUCC
Molecule: messenger RNA, 1013 nt
Organism: Aplosporella prunicola CBS 121167
Lineage: Eukaryota; Fungi; Ascomycota; Dothideomycetes; Botryosphaeriales; Aplosporellaceae
Exons: 1
Coding region: 274-813 (179 amino acids)
Source: RefSeq, a predicted model, not a curated record